Molecule: messenger RNA, 696 nt
Organism: Mercenaria mercenaria
Lineage: Eukaryota; Metazoa; Mollusca; Bivalvia; Venerida; Veneridae
Product: dentin sialophosphoprotein-like
Exons: 2
Coding region: 1-696 (231 amino acids)
Source: RefSeq, a predicted model, not a curated record
AUGGUUGGUAUAAAUGAGGAAAGUGAAGAAUCAGGAAUAGAUGAUGAAAUUACAAGUAUGUUGAAGACUCCAAUUACACCAAUAGUAACCCCAGAAAGGAAAGUAGUAAGCAAAAGUUUUCAAAUGGAAUUAGAAGAUGUAAGCGAGGAGGAGCUUGAUUUCUCCGAAGGGACUCCAUGUCAAGAUGAGAUAGAUCCAAGGUUAAAUAGAAGUAAGACUGAUAAGAAGAAAGAAACUGGAAGUGAAACAUUCUCGAGUGAUUCAGAGUCUACAUGUAGUACAUCAAGUGAAAGUAGCAGUGACGAUACGUCAGAAACGUCAGAAAGUUCAAAGUCGAGAGAAAAGGAAGAUAGAGAUAACAAAAUCGAACAUAUAAAAAGCAAUGGAAGUUCAAAAUCAUCAAAGCUGACAUCAGAAAAGAACACUGGGAAUCAUCCGGAAAGUAGUAAGUCCGAUAAAGCACAGACAAAAGGUUGUAAGAAUGGAAGUACAGAGAAUAGUAAGGAGAAUGAUGAUAAGAAUACUGAAAAAAAAAAAACUACACUAAUGAGAAUAAGAAAAGGCAGGAGGAUCAAGAGAAUAGGGAAGGAGAAAAUUCACAGAGGAAAGAUAAAGUUUAAGUGUAAUGGGACAAACAGUGAAAGAAAAAUUACGAAAGUGCUGCCAGACAAACAAAGGAAAGAAAUAACGAGAUAA